Ambispora leptoticha is the source of this 432-nucleotide messenger RNA. The record is from the annotation of a GenBank genome assembly. Lineage: Eukaryota; Fungi; Glomeromycota; Glomeromycetes; Archaeosporales; Ambisporaceae.
AUGCCAGAAAUAAAUUUUGUGAAAUUGACAAACGACCCAUUGAAUAUUCAAGAAAUCAUUAACUUGGUAAAAGAUGAUGGCGCAGGUGCGAUAUCAACUUUUUCAGGAACAACACGGAACAUAUUUCAAGAAAAACAAGUCCUUCGGCUAGACUAUGUGUCAUACAUCCCGAUGGCAACAAAGGUUAUAAACGAUUUAAUUACGUCCGCACGCGCUCAAUGGUCACUCACCAAAGUGGCCAUCUAUCAUCGAAUAGGCACUGUCCCGGUCGGCGAGACUAGUGUCGUGAUUGCUGUGUCCAGUGUGCAUCGGCAUGAAUCGUUGAAAGCUGUCGAGUGGUUGAUUGAUCAGUUGAAGGAGAAGGCGCCGAUUUGGAAGAAAGAGGUGUAUGGUGGUAGCAGCGAGAAUGAGAGUGUAUGGAAAGAGAAUUAG